AUGGAGUCAACUCUAAUUUACCGGCUUUCGGAUGGUAAGUACCUGCUCAGUCCAAAGAAGUGCAAGUUGAUCAUCCUGAAGCUUAACCCGCAGACUUCGGAGCCCAGAGCCUCCAUUGACUCGGGAAGCCACACGUUGCACUAUCUAAUUGUUGACACCAUCAUCUAUGUGUGUAUUACUACCAGCAAUUUCCCGAAAAAGCUUGUGUUUUCGUAUCUUGCCGAGAUCUCUACCGAGUUCAGUCACGUCUACGCUAGCGAGCUGUCCAGACCGGACUUGAAGCCGUACCAAUUUAUCCAGUUUGACUCCUUUAUCAGCAAGACGAAAAAGAUCUACGGUGACUCCAGAGCCCAGUCCAAUCUGGACCAGCUUAAUACGGAACUGGUCGACGUGAAGAAGAUUAUGAACAAGAACAUCGAGGACCUGCUCUACAGGGGCGACUCGCUGGACAAACUCCAGGACCUUUCCGCCAAUCUGAAAAACCAGUCCCAGAAGUACAAGAAGUAUGCCGAGAAAAUCAAUUUCCAGCUCUUGCUCAAGCAAUAUGCGCCCGUGGUGCUGAUCUCGCUCUUCAUUCUCUUCAUUAUCUACAGAGUUAUAUUUUAA
Molecule: messenger RNA, 606 nt
Organism: Ogataea haglerorum
Lineage: Eukaryota; Fungi; Ascomycota; Pichiomycetes; Pichiales; Pichiaceae
Exons: 2
Coding region: 1-606 (201 amino acids)
Biological process (GO): endoplasmic reticulum to Golgi vesicle-mediated transport; vesicle fusion with Golgi apparatus; retrograde vesicle-mediated transport, Golgi to endoplasmic reticulum
Cellular component (GO): endoplasmic reticulum-Golgi intermediate compartment; Golgi membrane; SNARE complex
Molecular function (GO): SNAP receptor activity
Source: RefSeq, a predicted model, not a curated record